Messenger RNA from Scomber scombrus (Atlantic mackerel), 3675 nucleotides. RefSeq names its product solute carrier family 38 member 7 (gene slc38a7). NCBI's taxonomy places the organism in Eukaryota, Metazoa, Chordata, Actinopteri, Scombriformes, Scombridae. Gene Ontology annotation, biological process: amino acid transmembrane transport. The transcript is spliced from 11 exons. Gene Ontology annotation, molecular function: L-alanine transmembrane transporter activity; L-glutamine transmembrane transporter activity; L-methionine transmembrane transporter activity. The record is from RefSeq and is a predicted model, not a curated record. The coding region runs from base 202 to 1575 and encodes 457 amino acids.
ACAAAUGGCUCCACAAUUUCACUGAAAUAUUGACUGCCUCCGGUUUGUUGUGGAGGACACUGGACAUCAAAUUUUAAAUGCACCAUUAUAAUUUGUCCCUCCACUCACGUAUUCUGACCUCAGCUUGGAUUCAGUGAAUUUUGAGACUUAAGUUUCUGGGGUGUGUAAAGCUUUACAAGCCAAGCUACAGCCUGUUGACUCAUGGCGAUUAAUACUGACGUUGAGGACUGGGGCGGAGUAGGGAGUAAUGAUUCUGGAGAGCGGGCGUGGCUCUUACAGAGCCCCAGUGUGGAUUCUGUCCAGCAUCUUGAUACAGACAGGAGGAGGAGUGGGGGCGUGUCUCCUAUGGGAGCAGUCUUCAUCGUGGUGAACGCAGCAUUGGGAGCAGGUCUACUCAAUUUCCCAGCAGCCUUCAAUAUGGCAGGAGGAGUAAUAGCAGGAGUGAUGCUUCAAAUGUUUAUGCUGAUCUUCAUCAUCACUGGACUCGUGAUUCUGGGUUACUGCUCCCAGGUCAGUAACGAGAGCACCUAUCAGGAGGUUGUUAGAGCCACGUGUGGGAAAGUCACAGGAGUCGUAUGUGAAGUAGCCAUUGCUGUGUACACCUUUGGCACUUGCAUCGCUUUCUUUAUUGUCAUCGGAGACCAGCUGGAUCGCUUGAUAGCUGCAGUGGCUCAUGAAACAGAUGGCAAGGUCAGCGGCUACUGGUACACCGACCGCAAAUUUACUAUCGUGGUUACUGCAGUCCUUGUUAUUCUUCCUCUCUCCAUCCCCAAAGAGAUCAGCUUUCAGAAAUAUGCCAGUGCACUGAGUGUGAUGGGAACCUGGUAUGUUACCAUAGUGGUGAUUAUAAAGUACAUCUGGCCUGAUAAAGAAAUUACUCCAGGCUAUACUCCCACCAGUUCUACUUCCUGGACUGCAGUUUUCAAUGCAAUGCCAACCAUAUGUUUUGGUUUCCAGUGCCAUGUCAGCUGCGUGCCAGUGUUCAACAGCAUGAGCAAGAAGGAGAUCAAACCGUGGGGAGUCGUCGUCACUUUUAGCAUGAUCAUCUGUCUCUUCGUUUACAUAGGCACAGGUGUCUGUGGCUUCCUUACAUUUGGCUCCAAUGUCAGCCAGGAUGUGCUGAUGUCAUACCCUCCUAAUGAUAUUGCUGUGGCCAUCGCAAGAGCUUUCAUCGUCAUCUGCGUGAUCACCUCCUACCCUAUUUUACAUUUCUGUGGCAGGGCAGUUAUCGAGGGACUGUGGCUGCGUUUCCAGGGUGAGCAGGUGGAGGUGUGUGUACGCCGUGAGCAGAGGCGGAGGAUCCUGCAGACACUGGUGUGGUUUGUUGUCACCCUCGUCCUCGCCCUCUUCAUCCCAGAUAUUGGUCGGGUCAUCUCACUGAUUGGAGGAUUGGCAGCCUGUUUUAUCUUUGUCUUCCCAGGCUUAUGUUUGAUGCAAGUCAAACUAUCAGAGACAGAUAACCGAUCUGCAAGCUGGCAUGGAUUGGUGGUCUUCGGUGUUGUCAUGGUUACAAUCGGAGCUUUCAUCUUUGGCCUCACCACUACCAACUCCAUCUAUCAAGACGUCGUCAGCUAAAAGGAACCUUUCUCUCGGAGCCUCGUCGUUGUGGACAGAGUUUAGUCCUGUGCUGCUAUUCUGAACUACUUAAUAAGAUGGAGAAGUAUCUCAUGACACUCAUUUAAAUAGUCGAGACCUCUACAGCAUGUCACAUCUCCGCUCUGUACCGAGUUAAAACUUCUCAGUCAAGGAGCAGCCGAAGACACCCCAGAAUGUCAAGUGACUCCAGACACUUUACCUUUUAAUUUCUGUGAAGUUUAAAUUGCAUGUUUCUAUGUUUUUUUAUGUUUUUGUUUUAACUUGCAGUGAAAGCGGUUUUUGACAGCGCAGCCACUCCGCAGGGGGCUUCUUAGCUGACCCUUUAUGGGUGACACAUUCCUGUCCUGUUUACAUGUACUAAGGGACUUUGUAUAGAAAGGUCUUACAAUCAAAUUGAUUUUAAUAAUGAAAUUGUACCAAUUUGUGUAUUUUAACUUGCAUGUCAAAGUAAAUGUUUCUUAUAAUUGAAAACGACAUACGGUGGUUCCCAGGUCUAAUCCAGUUACACACUUAAUGUUCGCCCUACUAAUCAUUUGUCCAUAAAUGAAAAUGUUUACCUUGAGUGAUGCACACACUAGGACACAGCGUCAGUGAUGAAUGAUGUGUUAACUGCAGGGCUUGAUUUGUUAAUAAUCACUCAGUACCUCUAGAUACGUGUAAAAUCAGUAUUACAGGUCUUCAACUGUGACAUGAGGCAUACUGACAUUGCAUUUUAAAGAACAGAUUUAGAAGCGCUUUUGAUUUAUUUAAAAGUUUUUAAAAAAAUGUAUAUUUGUGGUUUUGAGAACUAUAAUAGUGAUUUAAAAAAAAAUAAUAAUUAGCUUUGAGGUUAAUUAAUGCUUGUUAAGACAAGUUUGCAAAAGUACAAAACUACAUUAAUGUAAGCCUGCAGGACUUUAGAGAGAGGACUAGUGCCUCUAUGCCAAAAAGUAACUGCCAAUCUGGCUGAAACCUGCAAUAUUGUACCUCCCCAAACAACUGCACAGACCUGCAGGGUAUCCAACAGCACUGCCUUGUACAGAAUAUGAAAAUCCAAAUGAUUUCUCACAGUGGGUUGGAAAAUGAUAAUGUCUGUGUGAAUGUAUGCAACUGACUGACAUUCAGAUUGAACAAAUAGUUUGUAUUGGUUGGCAGGGAGAAAUCAACCAAACUCCUAAGUAGGACUUUGAUUCACCUGAAUCUGUAAAAACUGCAGACUUCAUGAUUCAAGCUCAAAAAUAAGAAUAUUUGUUCUUUUUUGGCUUAAACCAAAGUGUGAAUUUUCUUUAGUUUUUUUUUUAAUGCAACAUAAUCCAAAACUUUAAACACUAAAGGUGAUCAUAGCAUAUCAAGGUGGAUUGCAAAUUUAAAACUAAUUGCAUUUUAUUAAAUUACCUUUCCAACUGAGCUACAAUUGCAGUUUAAAAUGUUUGAUGACAUGGUAAUCAAAAUUAACCUCAGUGGCCUCCAUGCCUGGUUUUUAUCAUUUUACUGCUUCACUCAUAAUCUUGACUUUGUUUAGCAAGUUAUGAUUCAUAAUUCAAGCAUUUAUAACCUUUUUUUGUUACUGUUUAUCCAGGUUUUAUGAGUGAAACAGCAAUAUUUGGUGUUUCAUUUGUGAAUGUAAGGGACAAAAGGUCAAAGGGAAUGUGGUUUAUUCGCCACACUAUUAGUCUUUAUAUAUUUUCUUAUUUGCCAACUAAUUUGGAUGAAGGGGGAAACAAUCAGUGAAACAGAAACACUGUCUGCAGCACUGUCAUGUGACUGAUCAUGACACUUCACAGCUGCUGCCGUCAAUUUCAUUAGUAUGUUGCAGGUCUUUUGGGCAAUCAUUGCUGGCAUACAGUUUUAAUGGUUUGGAGUUUAAACAUUUAUGUCAAAUGUUUUGCUUAUGAUUUUUUUCCCCUUCAGCAUUUUGAACAACAGUUCAUCUGGAUCACAUGAAUGAAUGUCAGCUGCAUUUAUGAUCUGUCACUCAUUUACUGUGUUUUUUUUGCCAAACAUUUUAACCCAAUCAAAUGAUAUAUCCAUGUUGUUUUCUGCUGAAUGGUGACUUGCAAACAUUCAUGGGAAGAAAAGUGUUCAACAAACUACCUGUGA